CCACCAAGCCACAGCCUUCAGUGAGAGGAAGCUAGGGUUUGUGGUUCCUGAUUUAUCUGGGGAGAAGCAGUAGAAGUGAGGAUAAGACCAGUGGAAGUUCUGGCUUCCCAUUUUCAAUGCCAUUAAGAUUUUUCUAGGGAUGAAAGGUCUGGAUUGGUGCUCAAUGCCCACAUCCUCACCUGCGAUUAUUCUUGUGCUGUGGUCAUUUGUCACCCACUCACUUACUCGCUUACUGUGAGUUCCGUAAGGACAGAGGCUGUAGAAUUUCUAGAGCCUCAAAUGGGUGGUAGGAUCCUUUAUCUCAUUGGUUGAGUGAUCUAGGAAGAACAGCACAGAAGGGCAUAUUUUAAACCACAAUCUAAAUGACAGGUGGUUGAAAAGACCUGGUAGAAGUGGGCAGAGGCUGCUGGAAGCCAUAGCAGAGGAAUAGGCUUGAUGAAGAAUGGUCAAGAUGCUGCCCUACAUGGAGCAGAAGGCAAGUAAGAGCAGCAGGAAAGAAGUUGAAGCCUCCCGCGCCAUGACUAGUACUGGCAGAUUUGGUCGGCGUCUAGAGUGCCGCUUUUUAUGGCUCUACUUGUGGCUCCCUUCGGGUCCAGUUCAAAAUCAGAGCUUCCAGAGUUCUUUUGAACUCUCCUUCUUUUACCCCCUGAAGUUUGAGAAGCCCAAAGGCGAAAAGGCGAAAAAAAGGACCCGGAAGUAAGGAGCAGCUUCCAAGCACGUGAUGGAAGGCUCACGGGUACUGUCGUCACCUGACCCCCAACCUGCUAUUCUACCUUGUGGAGAGUUCAGCUGCUCUUAAAGCUAGCUCCGAACACACGCUGACUUUGGGCCCUUUGGGGGACCCGAACUCAAUGUUAUGGGAAGUUCUGCGGGCUCGUGGAGGCGCCCAGAGGAUUCCGAGAGGGAGGAGACCGACUCAGAGCCUCAGGCCCCUCGAUUGGAUAGCCUGAGUGUCCUUUGGAAGAAUGCGGUGGGCUUCUGGAUCUUGGGUCUUUGCAACAAUUUCUCAUACGUGGUGAUGCUGAGCGCUGCCCAUGACAUCCUUAAGCAGGAGCAGGCAUCUGGAAACCAGAGUCAUGUGGAACCAGGCCCAACACCUAUGCCCCACAACAGCUCAUCUCGAUUUGACUGCAACUCGAUCUCCACAGCUGCGGUGCUCCUAGCAGACAUCCUUCCCACCCUUGUCAUCAAACUCCUGGCACCUCUUGGCCUUCAUUUACUGCCUUACAGCCCCCGGGUGCUUGUCAGUGGAGCUUGUUCUGCUGGAAGCUUUGUUCUGGUUGCCUUCUCUCAGUCAGUGGGGUUAAGCCUGUGUGGAGUGGUUUUGGCCAGCAUCUCAUCAGGGCUAGGGGAGGUCACCUUCCUCUCACUGACCGCCUUCUACCCCAGUUCUGUGAUCUCAUGGUGGUCUUCAGGUACUGGGGGUGCAGGGCUUCUUGGAUCGCUGUCUUACCUGGGACUCACCCAGGCUGGCCUCUCCCCGCAGCACACCCUGCUUUCUAUGUUGGGGAUCCCUGUUUUGCUGCUAGCCAGCUAUUUCUUGUUGCUCACAUCUCCUGAACCCCUGGACCCUGGAGGGGAAGACGAGGCAGAGACUGCUGCCCGGCAGCCUCUCAUAGGCGCCGAGACCCCAGAGUCAAGGCCAGGUGCCAGCUGGGACCUCUCCCUCCAGGAAAGGUGGACAGUGUUUAAGGGCCUCUUGCGAUACAUCAUCCCUCUGGUGCUGGUCUACUUUGCAGAAUACUUUAUAAACCAGGGACUUUUCGAGCUCCUGUUUUUCCGGAACACAUCCCUAAGUCAUGCUCAGCAGUACCGAUGGUACCAGAUGCUAUACCAGGCUGGUGUGUUCGUCUCCCGCUCUUCUCUCCAAUGUUUCCGAAUCCGGUUCACCUGGGUCCUAGCCCUGCUCCAGUGCCUCAACCUGGCCUUCCUGCUGGCAGAUGUAUGCUUGAGCUUCCUGCCCAGCAUCUACCUCGUCUUCAUCAUCAUUCUGUAUGAAGGGCUCCUGGGUGGGGCCGCUUAUGUGAAUACCUUCCACAACAUUGCUCUGGAGACCAGUGACAAGCACCGAGAGUUUGCCAUGGAAGCUGCCUGUAUCUCUGACACCUUGGGAAUCUCCCUGUCAGGGGUCCUGGCCUUGCCUCUGCAUGACUUCCUCUGCCACCUCCCUUGACAUAGGUUGCUCUACACACACUGAUCUGCAGCCACAUGAGCAGAUCACACAUCUGUGAGCUCUGCCACAAGCCUUCCCUGGAGGCUCUGGAGUGGGAAGAGCCACAGUCCUGCCCUGCUGAAGUAGGGCAGCCCCCAUUGUUUCCCACUCCCGAGCUGGCCUCAGGGAGUUUUCUCCCACCCUUUGCCCUUCUAAUAAAUGCUUAUUUUAACAGU
This is a messenger RNA of Mastomys coucha (southern multimammate mouse), 2388 nucleotides long. It is a transcript of the gene Cln3, whose product is annotated as CLN3 lysosomal/endosomal transmembrane protein, battenin. The transcript has 17 exons. Gene Ontology annotation, cellular component: lysosome; membrane. The record is from RefSeq and is a predicted model, not a curated record. Lineage: Eukaryota; Metazoa; Chordata; Mammalia; Rodentia; Muridae. The coding region runs from base 857 to 2173 and encodes 438 amino acids. Gene Ontology annotation, biological process: lysosomal lumen acidification; lysosome organization.